AUGUCGUCAACCACGAGUGGAAAAACUGCAGCAACAUUGUCUCCUCUUCUGUUGAGGAAGGGUAUAAAAGGAAUAGCUGGGGACGUAAAGUCCGUCAAACCUUUGGGAUCUGGCGAUCUCCUAAUCGAAGUUUUUCGCAAACAACAGGCGAUUAACCUACUGGGUACCACCAGUUUUGGAGGUAUCAGUGUUAUAGUGAAAGCACAUCCAUCACUAAACAGCAGCAAGGGGGUAAUCAGAUGCCCCGCCCUGCGUAAUGACGCUGAUGCCGCCAUACUGGAGUACUUCCAGGAGGAGGAGAUCCCAGUCUCUGAGGUGCGACGGAUUUUGUCCAAGAAGAACAACAAGUUGGUUCCAACAGACACAUUUGUACUGACCUUUGCUACCCCAUCACUACCUUCGGCCGUAGUGAUUGGUUACCAAAGGUGCAGUGUCUCCGUCUACAUCCCUAAUCCAUUAAGAUGCCGUAACUGCCAGAAGUACGGACAUCAUGAAAAAAGAUGUAGGUGGAAGACCGUUUGCCAGUACUGUGGUCGUGAAGGUCAUGAGGACCAAAGCGACUGUGAUAUUGCCAACCUGCGUUGUGUUAAUUGUGAGGGAAAGCAUGCUGCUUCGUCUCGAGACUGUCCUGCCUGGAAUCGCGAGAGAGAGAUAUUGCGGGUCAAAUUUACCCGAAAUGUCUCCUUCCCCGAGGCUAGGAGGAUAGUGGAGAGCACGGACGUGGCUGCUCCCUCAUAUGCACAAGUGACGAAAGUCCGGUCGCCGGUUGACAGUGUCGCAGUCAAGGAUGCUUCAGUUCAAGUAUCUGCAGACAUACCUGCCUGGGGCUCACAAGUCCCAGACAUGUCUGGCCAAGAUAACUUGAAAAUCCUCACGGGAGACCCAUCUCGUUUCACAGACCAGGGGAAGAAAACCAAAAGAAUGGAAAUUUUUCUUUUGAGUAAGUCAAAUGACGACUUCAUUCCGACACAAGUUGAGAUAACCGCCUACAACGCUGUGUGUGGCUAUGGACGGUCGACGCAUGGCAACUCCAAGACCAACAGCAGGCCGUACAGACGAACAAAACCGGAGGUGCUGACAGAAGUUGGAAAACUGUCAGAAACCAUGGGUCCUCGCAAUGUGUAG
Molecule: messenger RNA, 1125 nt
Organism: Mizuhopecten yessoensis (Yesso scallop)
Lineage: Eukaryota; Metazoa; Mollusca; Bivalvia; Pectinida; Pectinidae
Exons: 3
Coding region: 1-1125 (374 amino acids)
Molecular function (GO): zinc ion binding; nucleic acid binding
Source: RefSeq, a predicted model, not a curated record